Trametes versicolor FP-101664 SS1 is the source of this 2081-nucleotide messenger RNA. Its product is annotated as FAD/NAD-P-binding domain-containing protein. NCBI's taxonomy places the organism in Eukaryota, Fungi, Basidiomycota, Agaricomycetes, Polyporales, Polyporaceae. The transcript is spliced from 4 exons. Bases 43 to 1947 code for a protein of 634 amino acids. The record is from RefSeq and is a predicted model, not a curated record. Gene Ontology annotation, biological process: electron transport chain. Gene Ontology annotation, cellular component: mitochondrial inner membrane. Gene Ontology annotation, molecular function: iron-sulfur cluster binding; electron-transferring-flavoprotein dehydrogenase activity.
UUUCUUUCUCGACCGCCACUGACUCGGAGUCGACCUCUAGGCAUGCUAUCUCGCUGUCGAGCCCGCUCUGCUCCGCUCAAGCUCGCGCGCUCACUACAUGCCUCUACGUCUCGGAAACGAGAACUUUUCGACCCGAGUAAUGUCGACCGGCCAAGCGAUGAGGUCGACGUCUGCAUCGUCGGCGCUGGUCCCGCAGGCCUCAGCGCCGCCAUCCGACUGAAGCAGCUCGAACAGGAGAAGGGUCGCGAAAUCCGCGUUGUUGUCCUCGAGAAGGGCGCUGAAGUCGGCUCGCACAUUCUCUCCGGCGCAGUCAUUGAGCCCCGCGCGCUCAAUGAGCUCCUUCCCGACUGGAAGGAACGGCCAGACCACCCACUCUCCCAACCUACGACGUCCACCCAGAUGCGCCUCUUCACCAAGAACCGCUCCUUCCGCAUCCCCCAGCCCCCGCAAAUGGCGAAGAUGGGCACCUACGUCGUCUCCCUCUCUCGUGUCACGGCGUGGCUCGGCUCUAUUGCGGAGGAGAUGGGUGUGGAGGUCUACCCGGGCUUCGCCGGCGCCGGUCUCGUGUACAGCGCAGACGGCAAGGCCAUCCUCGGGGUGCGCACGAACGAAGUCGGGCUCGACCGGCAAGGGCGGAUGAAGGACGCGUUCGAACCGGGUAUGGAGUUCCGAUCCCGCGUCACUCUCCUUGCUGAGGGCGCGCACGGCUCACUGUCGAAGGAGGCCAUUCGCCGCUUCAAGCUCCGUGAGGGCCGGGAUCCCCAGACGUACGGUCUCGGAAUCAAGGAAGUGUGGCGCGUGGAUCCGAGCAAGCACGAACCCGGGAAGGUUGUGCAUUCUAUGGGCUGGCCACUCGACCUGCACACGUACGGUGGCGGGUGGGCAUACCACAUGGCGGACGGACUGGUUACGCUCGGCCUGGUCGUAGGCCUCGACUACCCAAAUCCGUACCUUAGCCCGUACCGCGAACUACAACGUAUGAAACACCACCCGUACUUCCGCGACCUGCUUUCAGGCGAGUCGACGCGAAUAGCAUACGGCGCGCGCGUUCUUAACGAGGGUGGCCUCCAAUCCGUGCCCAAGCUCAACUUCCCCGGCGGCGCGCUCAUCGGCUGCUCCGCCGGCUUCGUGAACGUCGCAAAGAUCAAGGGCACGCACAACGCGAUGAAGAGCGGGAUGCUCGCCGCUGAAGCCGCGUUCGACGUUGUCGCAUCCGACGCGACAUCCGAAGACGAGCCCGCGGACAUGAGCGCGUACGAGACGUCUCUGCACAAGAGCUGGGUGCACGACGACCUGUACGAGGUCCGCAAUGUGCGGCCCUCGUUUAACACCUCGCUCGGCAUCCUCGGCGGCGUCGUCUACUCGGGCAUCGACACGCUCCUUUUGCGCGGCCGCACGCCGUGGACGUUCCGGAACAAACUCCAGCUUUCCGACGCCGCACACACCAAGCGCGCUUCCGAAUGCAAGCCCAUCGAGUACCCGCCGUUCCAACCCCCGCUUUCGACCGACCUCCUCACGAGUGUCGCGCUCACCGGGACCAACCACGCAGAGGACCAGCCCGUGCACCUCCGCGUGCGUCGGUACCUUCCCCAAAGCGGCGGCGAGGACGCGGGCGUCGAAGGCUCAGAGCCUGAGAAGGGCCUCGCGACGGAGCGCUGGACCGAGGACGCGUCCGUCCGGCGCGCCCACGUGCACGCGAACGUCGAGGAGUACGCGGGGCUGCUGGGUCGCGGGUGCCCGGCGCAGGUGUACGAGUAUGUCGACGCGGACGGCGCGGAGGCGGAGACGACGGAGGUCGCGGAGCAGGCAGGCUGGGGCGGGAAGCGGCUCGUGAUCAACUCGCAGAACUGCAUCCACUGCAAGUUCUGCGACGUCAAGGUGCCGACGCAGGACAUCACAUGGACCGUGCCCGAGGGCGGCGGAGGCCCGAAGUAUACGGUCACAUAGCGCGCUGUCUCAUACAACAACGGUGAUAAUUCCGUCGCUUUAGUAUCCUUGUAGCAUACAACAUCAAUCUGAAGAUGUAGUUGACGGUGGCGGGCUUGGGUCAGACAAUGCUAUCGGAGUGAAUCUUGGUGGCC